Molecule: messenger RNA, 4494 nt
Organism: Gavia stellata (red-throated loon)
Lineage: Eukaryota; Metazoa; Chordata; Aves; Gaviiformes; Gaviidae
Gene: PTPRC
Product: protein tyrosine phosphatase receptor type C
Exons: 32
Coding region: 1-3918 (1305 amino acids)
Biological process (GO): protein dephosphorylation; positive regulation of peptidyl-tyrosine phosphorylation; negative regulation of protein kinase activity
Molecular function (GO): protein binding; protein tyrosine phosphatase activity
Source: RefSeq, a predicted model, not a curated record
AUGCCGAAGUGUGGAGAGAUCCUGGGAAAAGGGCAGCAGCUCUGCAGAAUCACUAAGCAUUUUUCCUGGCAGAAAAACCUGACCGCCGAUGGUUUUGCAGAUGCGAGGCUGAGAAGAAGGAUUACUUCCUCUGCCCCCUCCCCAGGUCUGACAAAGAUGCGUGGAGUGCAGCUGGAUGUGAAGAGCCAGCUGGCUCUUAACGUAGAUUCAACAGUGUCUCCACCUUAUCAGCUGGAGUUUCCUUUAAUAACACAUGUGCACAGGAAACGUGUGCUGGCCCUUCCUUCUGCUCAAGAAGAUCAGACCCUGGACUUACUUGGAACACAGCCAGGAGAUGAAAAUCUGGCAAACACCAGCUCUCCUUCCCUUAUGUCACCUCCACCUGCACGCUCCACAUCAUUCUCACCUCCAGGCAACACUGAAGGAGUUGAGUCAGCAGCGACUGAAGGCGGUGUCUCUCCCACAGACAACACAUACCUCUCCACGCACCCAGGCUCCGUCCCUACCAUGGGACUCGGCAACCUACCACGCAGCAGCACGGCUGCCUUCACCACACGCACUCCCAUUGCCUUCAAGAACGCUUCAUCAGAUGAUUACAAUUCAACAUCCUUGCACAGCACCAUCUCACCAGUCAGCAUGCCAGCAAACACUGGGAUCAGCCCCACUCACACAAUAGAAGCUCCCACAGUGCCAACUGAAGAACCUUGUGGUAUACGUGUCGGCAGCAUAGAAUGUGUAAAAGAUGACAGUAACAUGGCUGAAGUUACACUGGUAGAUCUCAGAAAAGACAGAGAAUAUGUUAUUUUGGAGACUAACCAGAGCUUAGGAGUGAAUUCCAGCACCUAUACAAUAAAACUUCAGAGAUCCAUGAGUUACACAAUUAGAGUUAAAAACUGCACAAAUGAUCUUGAUAUUCCGCCUGACAGCAUCAAUAAUCCUUUCCAAGUUGAGCAUGAAACCAAAACAUCUGCAAAGUUAUGUUGGAACGUGUCACUUGCCUGUGCUAAUGUGACUGUUAGCUGCAAAGAUUCACCAGUCUUUAACGUGUUAAAUGAAACUUGUAAAUUGCUGGACAAUUUAACAGCCAACCAUCAGUACAACUGCACUGGUACCGUAUGGUUUUUUGGAAAGGAGGUUGUCAAACAAACCUUCAGCAUAACAACAGAUUAUGGUGCUCCGGAAGCACCAGUAAACCUUAAAGUAUUUUCUUAUGCCAAAAAUGUAUCAGUUACAUGGGAGAAACCUAGUGACAUUUCAAAGGGUCCUAUACAUGGCUAUAAGGUGUCAUGCAAUAACACAGUGGAAAAAGAUGUCAACACAACUAACUUUACUUGCUCUGAAUUAGAACCUUAUACCAACGGUUCUGUAUCUGUGACUCCAUACACGAACAGCAAAUAUAGUUCUGGCAUAUUUUUGGGAAAAACUGAAAAACGUGACUUUAAAACAAAAUCAGCAAAACCACAGCCAGUGAUUGAUGUUAAUGCAAAAUUGACAGCUGAUAAUGCUGUCCAAAUUAUGUGCAAAAGUCAACGAGUGUAUGGAGGAAAAACAGUAUUUGAACUAACUUGGGAAAAUGAUCAAACAACAUCCCACAGUCCCAAUAAUUGUGCUUUUCAAAAAGAAAAUCUCUUAUACUUGACAAACUACACAUUUACGAUCUUAGUGUUUAAUGGAGAGCAUAGAGGGCAGCCAGUAAGGAGGAGUAUAAGAACCAGAUAUAAUUCUAAAGCCCUGAUUAUAUUCUUGGCAUUCUUGAUCGUUGUGACAUCAGUUGCUUUACUACUGGUUCUGUACAAAAUCUAUGAUCUUCACAAAAAAAAGCUUAGUAAUACUUCUGAAGGCGUGAACCUUGUUGCAGUUAAAGAUGAUGACAGGCAACUUCUGAACAUAGAGCCAAUACCUUCAGAGCAAUUGCUGGACAUGUACAAGAGGAAGAUUGCUGAUGAAGGAAGACUUUUCUUGGAUGAAUUUCAGAGUAUUCCUAGAGUUUUCACUAAAUUUUCAAUAAAGGAGGCCAAAAAAAGCCAUAAUCAGAACAAAAACCGUUAUAUUGAUAUCCUUCCAUAUGAUCAUAACCGUGUUGAGCUCUCAGAGAUCCCAGGAGACCCAGGAUCAGACUAUAUCAAUGCAAGUUAUAUUGAUGGCUUCAAAGAGCCAAGAAAAUACAUUGCUGCACAAGGCCCUAAGGAUGAAACCACAAAUGAUUUCUGGAGAAUGAUCUGGGAACAGAAGGCAACAAUUAUUGUCAUGGUGACUCGCUGUGAGGAAGGAAAGAGGAACAAAUGUGCCCAAUACUGGCCGUCAAUGGAGAAUGGCUCUGCAACGUAUGGGGACAUCAUUGUGAAGAUCAAUGAAAGUAAAACGUGUCCAGAUUAUGUCAUUCAGAAACUACAUAUCACAAACGGAAGAGAAAGGACAGCUGGAAGAGAUGUCACUCAUAUUCAGUUCACAAGCUGGCCAGACCAUGGAGUCCCUGACGAUCCGCAUCUCCUUCUCAAACUCCGACGCAGAGUUAAUGCUCUCAGCAACUUUUUUAGUGGCCCAAUAGUGGUUCAUUGCAGUGCCGGUGUUGGGCGCACGGGGACAUAUAUAGGAAUCGACGCCAUGCUGGAGGGGCUGGAUGCAGAAGGCAGAGUGGAUGUUUAUGGCUAUGUUGUGAAGCUGCGUCGGCAGCGGUGCCUCAUGGUUCAAGUAGAGUCACAGUACAUCCUUAUCCAUCAAGCACUAGUGGAAUACAAUCAGUAUGGAGAAACAGAGGUCAGUCUCUCAGAACUGCAUUCCUACCUUAACAAUCUGAAAAGAAAAGAUCCUCCAAGUGAUCCUUCUCUGCUGGAGGCAGAGUUUCAGAGAUUACCUUCCUAUAAGGGGUGGCGGACACAGAACACUGGGAAUCGUGAGGAAAAUAAAAGCAAAAAUAGGAAUGCCAACAUCAUUCCAUAUGACUUUAACCGAGUGCCGAUCAGGCACGAAGAUGAAUGCAGUAAGGAGGGUGAACGUGAUUCAGAUGAUUCCUCAGAUGAGGACAGCGACUGUGAGGAAUCAAGCAAAUACAUCAAUGCUUCCUUCAUAACUGGUUACUGGGGUCCGAAAGCCAUGAUUGCAACACAGGGACCACUGCAGGAAACUAUCUCUGACUUCUGGCAAAUGGUCUUCCAAAGAAAAGUCAAAGUCGUCGUUAUGCUGACAGACCUGAAAGAAGGAGAUCAGGAACACUGUGCACAGUACUGGGGAGAAGGAAAACAAACGUAUGAUGGCAUAGAGGUUCAAAUGACAGAUGUCAGCUGUUGUCCCAGCUAUACCGUACGUGCAUUUGAUGUUACACAUCUGAAGACAAAAGAAACACAGAAGGUGUAUCAGUAUCAGUAUCACAAGUGGAGUGGCUUGGAUGUUCCAGAAAACCCCAAAGAUUUAGUCAGCAUGAUUCUCAACCUUAAACAAAAAGUCCCAGCCAGACCAGUCACUGGUGACAACAGGAGUACCCGCAGUGUCCCGCUUGUCGUCCACUGCCGUGAUGGAUCACAACAGACUGGUGUAUUUUGUGCUUUAAUGACCCUCUUGGAAAGUGCAGAAAUAGAAGAAGUAAUAGAUGUUUUCCAAGUUGUAAAAGCUCUUCGUCGCACCAGGCUGGGAGUGGUCUCCACCUUAGAACAUUACCAAUUUCUGUACGACACCAUUGCCAGUACCUACCCUGCAAAGAAUGGACAAAUAAAGAAGAACAGCCAGCAGGAAGAUAAAGUUGAAUUUUGCAGUGAAGUAGAAAAAACAGAUCAGGAAACUGAUCUGAUCACUAUUGAUCCUACCCCAUCAACGCCAGAGGCAAAUGAGCCUUUUGAAGUAUGUAAUGAUUCUAUGGCUGCAGAUAGCACUAAGGGAACAGAAAGCUCUGCAAACGGCCCCACAACUCCAGUUCUAACUUAGAGGCUAUACUAAAAAAAAAGUGCUGCGUCAUGUGCAAAAAAAUCUUAAAAAAAAUAAGAAAGUAUAAGAUUUCUUCCUCAUUUACAUCAUGUGGCAAUUCCAAGGAAUUCAGACUUAGAGAGAAUCUUUAAGUCCUCCCAUAUCGAUGUGGAAUAGAAAUCUUUGCAUUUUUCUAACUUGCCUCAAGGUGUCCUUGUUGCUUCACAUAUAUUAAUCUGAGCUUUCAAUGUUAGACUCAAAGAAGAGUUUGGAGAUUGGCAUUUGAAUGAUUGCAAUGAUUCCGAUAGAAAACGCAUUCUGUUUACUCUUAGAGCUUAAAGUACUGCCUGCUUGCAUAUCUAUUUCUUACGCUUACUGUUAUUUAAAGGGACUGCUUCCAUUAAUGCAUCUGACCUGUUUUCAGAAUUGGAAAAUACUUAGAUGCUUUUCCUCCAAACCUUGUAGAUUUUAAUUGGUACAGGAUUUUUUUUUUUUUCAUUAUGAGGUUUUGUAAGUUACAGUUGUGAUGUUUUUACUAUUUCUUGAUGGAUUUUAGCCUGAUGAUUUUAGAACAAAUAAAAAAGAUAAUUAAGAGUU